UAUCAUAAGAAACAAAGAGAAAAAAAAAAAAACCUCCUUCCACCCUUCUUCAAAAAUAUUUAUCUAUUUCCUUUCAUCAUUCUGUCUACAAAACCAAACAGCAUAAUUUAAGAUCUUAAUAUUGAUUACUGAACGGUUAAACCUAAGGAUCUGCUAAUUUAUUUAAUUUAAAUAUAUUAAGGUAUUCAUUGUUAAUUUUCUAAGUGAAUUCUGUUCUGAAGACUGCAUUCGUUCGUUCAUUGUUGUAGUUUUAAGAUACAGAGUUUUCUGCAAAAAUUGGAUAUUGUGGAUUCUCUGAGGAAAAGUGUGUAGAUCGAAGGUUUGGAAUGUCAUUGUUAGUUGGAUUUUAGUGUCUAUAAUCGUUACUUGUGAAGCAGUUCUGGAUUUCUCUCUACAUCUUCAUUUCUUGGAAGGAAAUUGAAAAAUCGACUCAAUUUCUUUUGGUUGGUGAUGUGCCAGAAGAAAUUGAUAAUUAUUCACUAAUUGAGGGGGGUGAUGGAUAAGGGGUCGUCACUUAACAACCAUGGGAAUAGCAACAACAUUGGUAGCGUGAGAGAUGAUGAUAGAGACAAAAAUGGAGGGGAUGGGUCCUUGUUAUUGAGGGCUAGCUCUGAUGGCUUUAGGCAAUCAACCACGUCAGAUUUAGUGUUGCAAUGGGGGAACCGGAAGCGACUAAGGUGUAUGAAGGUUCAGGUUAAACAAGACUCUUUAAACCCGGUUCAGAGAACAACGGUUCGAGUGGAUAGAAGAGUAGUAAGAACCGAGAAAGAUACUUUAAACCGGUUCACAGCAUCCCUCACUGAAAAUAAUAAUAAUAACAACAAUAGUCAUCAUAAUAAUCAAAAUCAAAGUAACGGGUAUCCUAGUCUCCGUCAACGCCCCCCUUCUCCGCAGCAACCUCCUCCAAGGAUUCUCAGGAACACAGAGAGUUCAGGUGCGAUGAGAGGAACCCAAAUCAACGGGAGUGUAAGGGGAAUUGCCUCACCAGAGAGGGGUGCGCACGAUAAAAGAGGGACCCACCUUAAUGACAAUAAUAACAACAAGUACGCCGCGUCGUCCGAUAACGCUAUUGAUGGCAAGAAAGGUGGGUCGUCUUCAGGAAGUGGGGAUGCGACUCCGGCGGUGUGGCCACCAAAAUUUGUGAUUGCCUUGACCAACAAGGAGAAGGAAGAAGAUUUCAUGGCCAUUAAGGGCUCUAAGCUUCCUCAGAGACCUAAGAAGAGAGCCAAAUUGAUACAACGCACCCUCAAUCUCGUAAGUCCAGGCACAUGGCUAUCCGAUCUUACCUUGGAACGAUAUGAAGUUAGGGAGAAGAAAAUAACCAAAAAGAGACCAAGAGGCUUAAAAGCAAUGGGUAACAUGGAGUCGGACUCUGAAUAGAAGAAGCAAGGCAAUGAGAAAAAGGUAUAAUAGCAAUGGAGUAGAACCAAAAAAAACUCUUGCUUUAUGCUGGCUAAGGAUGUGAGAAAUGUUGGGUUAGUGUAAAGCAUGGCAUAGCGUGCAAGCAAAAUUGAAUAUAAAUUACUUGGUUUUGAUCCUGUUUUUCUCACCGCCAUGUUCAUUUUUGUUCUCGAAAAUGUCUCUCCAUAAUUGUGAAGUAUAUCGGAUCACCUAUUUUUAGCUAUAGGAUGAUGGAUGAAGCAUGGAUGCUGGAUUUACAUCUCAAUAAAAAAUUAUUAUAAAUUUUAGUUAAAAA
Cicer arietinum (chickpea) is the source of this 1696-nucleotide messenger RNA. RefSeq lists its product as uncharacterized. The record is from RefSeq and is a predicted model, not a curated record. NCBI's taxonomy places the organism in Eukaryota, Viridiplantae, Streptophyta, Magnoliopsida, Fabales, Fabaceae.